GAUGGAUCCAGGGCAGUAGUCUGGUUGCAGAGUUUGUGCCCCUCCCUCCUCUGUCGCUUGGGUUCUCUGGGGGGUCAGCCAUGCCAUGAUAGUUUUAAGAUCCCAGUGUUUCCUUAAAUCAGAGAGGUUAAUUCAACUCUGACUACCUUAACAAACACUUCAGAAAUAAGAAAGCUGAUUUUUCUCACUCUCUCUUAGUCUUUUCCUCAAUUCCUCUUUUUCAUUCUUUGUGUUACUUGUGGAAAUGAUUUUUUAAGUCCCUACUACAUGCUGAUGGAGGACACUGUCAUCAGGUAACUUCGUUACCCUGAACUCUGGCAACUUCAGUAUAAGUUACAAAUCCUUUCAACCCACAGUUGUGAAUUCGCUUAUUUUACCUGGUAAAAGUGAUUUACAAUCCCCAAAUCAACACCAAAGUUCUACAAUCCAUGGAACUUACUUCAGUUAGUAAAAUUGUGCUCACAUGGGUGAGUGCACGCACACACACACACACACACACAUUGAACAUGAAUUUCAGAGGGUCACAUCCUCAUGACUGAUUUAUGUAAUCUCAAAGCUCUCCUUGAUGCCCUAGGUGAAACCUCAUGGACAUCACUUGGCUGACCAACCACACUGGAGGGUCUGAUUUUAUCCUGUUGGGACUCUUCAGUCAAUCCAAACACCCAACUCUGCUCUGUGUGGUCAUUUUUGUGAUUUUUCUGACGGCCCUGAUUGGAAAUGCCAUCCUGAUCCUCCUGAUACACUCUAAUGCCCACCUCCACACUCCCAUGUACUUUUUCAUCAGCCAGUUGUCUGUCAUGGAUGUGACGUACAUUUCUGCCACUGUGCCGAAGAUGCUCAUGGACCAGGUCACGGGUGUCAAAAAGAUCUCAGUUCCUGAAUGUGGGAUACAGAUGUUCCUCUACUCGACACUAGUAGGAUCAGAAUUUUUCCUUCUAGCUGCCAUGGCCUGUGAUCGAUACAUGGCCAUCUGCCAUCCACUCCGUUACCCUGUCCUAAUGAACUACAGAAUAUGUCUCUUCCUGGCAACUGGCUGCUGGUUCUUAGGUUCAGUGGAUGGCUUCAUACUCACUCCCAUCACCAUGACGUUCCUUUUCUGCAGAUCCAGGGAGAUCCAUCACUUCUUCUGUGAGGUUCCUGCCGUAAUGAAACUCUCCUGCUCUGAUACCUCACUCAUUGAGACACUCAUGUACCUGUGCUGUGUCCUCAUGCUCCUCAUUCCUGUGAUAGUCAUUUCAAGCUCCUACACUUUCAUCCUGCUCACUAUCCAUAGGAUGAACUCGGCAGAGGGCCGGAAGAAGGCCUUCACCACCUGCUCCUCCCACAUGACUGUAGUCAUCCUCUUCUACGGGGCUGCCAUCUACACCUACAUGAUCCCUAGCUCCUACCACACCCCAGAGAAAGACAUGGUAGUGUCUUUCUUUUACACUAUCCUCACUCCUGUGCUAAACCCUUUAAUCUAUAGUCUUAGGAAUAAAGAUGUCACAGAGGCUAUGAAGAAAGUGUUGAAUGUGGAAUCUGUUAAGAAAGCAUGAAGUAGGAAAUUUUGGUAGUAACUGUUUCUUUUCCUUCUCUCUACAUAUCAGAAUUUUCACAUCUUAUACCUACAUUAUUCCUCACACCCUCAUAUCACAGUGU
Messenger RNA from Loxodonta africana (African savanna elephant), 1638 nucleotides. Its product is annotated as olfactory receptor 2T29-like. Lineage: Eukaryota; Metazoa; Chordata; Mammalia; Proboscidea; Elephantidae. The record is from RefSeq and is a predicted model, not a curated record. The coding region runs from base 585 to 1535 and encodes 316 amino acids. Gene Ontology annotation, cellular component: plasma membrane. Gene Ontology annotation, biological process: detection of chemical stimulus involved in sensory perception of smell; G protein-coupled receptor signaling pathway. The transcript has a single exon. Gene Ontology annotation, molecular function: olfactory receptor activity; G protein-coupled receptor activity.